AUGCAAGUUAGUGUACCUCGCGGCCACAUAUUAUGCCGUACGAAAUGGAAAAACUUGAGACUAGUUCAAAUUUUGAAAGAUAAAUUCAACAUUAUAUUUGAAGACAGAUUUGAUUUUGUUGAUAUUUUCAUCUCUAACGACACAGCCAUAGUUGUGAUAGAUGAUAAUGAUAUUAUUGAUGAUGGUACCUUAGCUGAUAUUAAAAGAAAUCUUGUAAAAUUACGACGCGCUGAAGUAUUCCAGGGAAUUGCACUAAUCCAAAAAACCACAAAAACUGAUUCCCAUUUUUAUAAACUUCAAAAAUUCAUCACACUAAAUCUCGGUCUCAAAUUAGUUCCUUACCUCAAUUGGCAAGAAUGUGCAGAUUUCAUAAUUCAAUUAAUUUCCAUAGAAACGAAUCCUAACUCAAAUAUUCUAUCGAAAUUAAAUAAAAAUAACUCUCAAGUCACGCCUGUCGAUGAACACGUUCUUGCCAUGUUAACAAGCAUACCUAAAUUAGGCUCGACAAAGUCUCAACUUUUGAUAAGUCAUUUUCCUAGUCUACACUCAAUAUGCAAUGCAUCUGAAGAGCAGCUGGCUGAGAUUGUUGGACAAAAUUUGGCAUUGGUGAUUAAAAACUUUUUCAAUUCGGCCUGCCACUAA
Molecule: messenger RNA, 642 nt
Organism: Helobdella robusta
Lineage: Eukaryota; Metazoa; Annelida; Clitellata; Rhynchobdellida; Glossiphoniidae
Exons: 6
Coding region: 1-642 (213 amino acids)
Biological process (GO): interstrand cross-link repair
Cellular component (GO): Fanconi anaemia nuclear complex
Molecular function (GO): chromatin binding
Source: RefSeq, a predicted model, not a curated record